AUGUCCAAGUUCGACGCUGCCCCUCCCAAUACACAUGCUGGUGGCGAUGACGAUGCCCUUCGCACGAAGGGUAACGACCCGCUCAACGCCCCUCCGACAUACGAAAUGGCCGAUGAAAGGGUCAACAUGGAAGAGUAUGCCAGGACAGUGCCAAAAUGGAAGAGAAUCUGGCAACACAGCUUGACGCAGAUGCUGUUACUCAGCGUGCAGGCUUUCUGUGGUCCUGCCAUGGCCGAUGCUAUCGCCGGUCUCGGUGGUGGUGGUCUCGCCACUCCCCAAACCUCGAACAUCGCAACCGCUGUCAACUACACUAUGCUGGCUGUCUGCUGUGCUCUCGGAGGACCUAUAGUUAACAAGCUUGGAACGAAGUGGGCAUUAGUCAUUGGGGCUUGCUCAUUCCCAAUCCGAGGCUCUUCUUACUAUUGCAACUCCAAGUUCGGAAACCAGUGGUACUUGAUUUUGGGCGGCUUCUUCACUGGUAUCGGCACCGGUACUUGGUAUGUCGCUGAGUCGGGUACCAUUAUGUCUCUUGCACCAUCUGGAUCUCGUGGAAAGUACUUGGCGCUUUGGAUCGUUGCUCGGAACUUGGGACAGCUGGUCGGCGGUGCUAUCAAUCUGUCGAAGAACCACGAGAAGGGCGUAGUCGGAGGUGUAACACCCGAUACCUAUGUCGCCUUCCUAAUUAUCGAAUGUAUGGCCUUGCCAUUCGCCUUCCUCAUCUCACCUCUUGAACGAGUCGUACGCUCGGAUGGAACGCGUAUCCUGGUAUCGGAGAAGAUCGGCACCAAGAUGGAGUUCAAGCAAAUCAAGAUCACCAUGACCUCGAAAUUGAUCCUACUAUCUGCUUUCUGGGCCAUAUGGUCUUUCUUCUACAGUGGUACAUGGUCUACUUACCUUGGUACCUACUUCAGCGUCCGCGCCCGCGCUCUCUCCUCUCUCAUCUCGCCUUUCUUUUGCAUUGUUGGAUGCUUCGGUUUGGGCUUCAUACUUGAUCUCAAGGGCGUCAGUCAACGACGUCGCGCUCAGAUCGGUCUCUUCACAGUUGUGCUCCUCAAUCUUGGCGUCUACAUCUGGUCAAUUGUUAUGCAAGCUCGUUUCAAUAGCAACAACCCAGGCAAGAUCGACUGGGACGACUCGUUGUAUGCGCGUUCAUUCCUGCCAUACUUCUUCGUCCAGACUACGGGUCCUCUGUCGCAGUCGUACAUGUACUGGUUACUCUCUUCUUUCGCAACAGACGCUCAAGCCAACGUACGUAACGGUGCAGCUUUCCGCUGUCUUGAAGCAAUCGGACAGGCCAUCUCCUACGGCAUGAACACGCAGAUCAAGACGUCCCCCCUGAUCGGCUUCUGUGUUACUUUCGGCUUGAUGGCUCUGGCUCUGGGUCCGAUGCUCGUACUGGUGAACUCGACGCCAGAUCGUAUCCCUGCGGAUGUGAUUGCGGAAGAGCAGUGCCGCGAAGAGAAGAAGAUUGGAAAUGUUGAGGUCGAGACCAAGGUAUGA
Alternaria atra is the source of this 1500-nucleotide messenger RNA. RefSeq lists its product as uncharacterized. The coding region runs from base 1 to 1500 and encodes 499 amino acids. The record is from RefSeq and is a predicted model, not a curated record. Gene Ontology annotation, biological process: transmembrane transport. Gene Ontology annotation, molecular function: transmembrane transporter activity. NCBI's taxonomy places the organism in Eukaryota, Fungi, Ascomycota, Dothideomycetes, Pleosporales, Pleosporaceae. The transcript is spliced from 6 exons.